AUGGCUGGAGGAGCCAAGACGAACAUUACUUAUGGCAAGGCUGGUCCUGGUGCUGACUUGCGUAUAUUUGUGGAGAAGAGGCUGCUGUUAACGCUGAACAACAACCGAAAGGUUGUUGGCCAACUCAGAGGAUAUGACGUCUUUAUGAAUAUAGUUCUGGACAACUGCGUGGAGCUGCGGAAGAAUGAAGUGCAGCGUCCCAUGGGGACGACGGUGAUACGAGGCAACGCCAUCCAAUCGUGGGAAUGUUUAGAUAGAAUAGAGCAGCGUAUGUAA
This is a messenger RNA of Gregarina niphandrodes, 276 nucleotides long. RefSeq names its product putative small nuclear ribonucleoprotein G. NCBI's taxonomy places the organism in Eukaryota, Apicomplexa, Conoidasida, Eugregarinorida, Gregarinidae. The transcript has a single exon. The record is from RefSeq and is a predicted model, not a curated record. Gene Ontology annotation, biological process: mRNA splicing, via spliceosome; spliceosomal snRNP assembly. Gene Ontology annotation, molecular function: RNA binding. Bases 1 to 276 code for a protein of 91 amino acids. Gene Ontology annotation, cellular component: catalytic step 2 spliceosome; U1 snRNP; spliceosomal tri-snRNP complex.